Anguilla anguilla (European eel) is the source of this 4317-nucleotide messenger RNA. Its product is annotated as neutral cholesterol ester hydrolase 1-like. Gene Ontology annotation, molecular function: carboxylic ester hydrolase activity. Bases 213 to 1436 code for a protein of 407 amino acids. The transcript is spliced from 5 exons. The record is from RefSeq and is a predicted model, not a curated record. Lineage: Eukaryota; Metazoa; Chordata; Actinopteri; Anguilliformes; Anguillidae. Gene Ontology annotation, cellular component: membrane.
GGCUUUACAAUGUCUGGUAAUGUCUGGAGUUUGCCAAAACAACAGAGAGGAAACUCGGCCUUUAAGAAUACACUGGCCACAAGGUACUUUUAUUUUGAAGUCGCUGUGCGGGCUUGCUGUGGCUUGUUUCACAGUGGCGCACCGACAGACUUCCUCAGAAUAAGAAUUUAAUCGUCGUUCUCCCACAAGAACGUGGACUGCACACCGUGGCAAUGAAGCGAGUUUUUACUGUUACGUGCUUAUUGACAGCUGUCGCCUACUACGUUUACAUCCCACUGCCGAGUACAAUUUCAGAACCAUGGAAACUGAUGCUUCUAGACGCAACGUUUCGAAGUGCCAUACGAUUGGGGAAUCUGGUCCAUGACUUGGGCCUCACUCACCACAUCCACGUGCUGAACUUUGCAGUGAACCACUUUGAGAUGCAGGCCCCAGAGUCGAGCAAGGGUGUGCGGGUGCAGGACAUGUCCUUUAGUGGAGUGCAGGUGCGGCUGUUUGAGUCCACUCGAGCAGAGGAGGGCCAGCUAAAGAGGGGCGUGGUCUACCUCCAUGGUGGGGGCUGGGCCCUGGGGAGUGCCAGGAUGCGGUCCUAUGACUUUCUCUGCAGGAAAAUGGCAGAGGAGCUGAAUGCCGUCAUUGUGUCUGUGGAUUACCGGCUGGCCCCGGACGCACAUUUUCCCAAGCAGUACGAUGAUGCUCUGCAGGCCUCCAGGCACUUUCUGACUCCUGAGGUUCUGGCCCGGUUCUCUGUGGACCCAAACCGGGUCGCAGUGUCAGGAGAUAGUGCUGGGGGCAACCUGGCAGCAGCGGUGGCCCAGGAGCUUGCCAUGGAUAAUACCACCCCCAUCAAAUUCAAGCUACAGGCCUUGAUCUACCCUGUGCUGCAAGCUUUGGACUUCAACACACCCUCGUACCAACAGAACCGAAACAUACCCAUCCUGUACCGUCCCCUCAUGGCCAAGUUUUGGCUGGAGUACCUGGAUGGAGAUCCCAGCUUCAUCCAGGCCAUGCUGGCGAACAACCACUCCGCCCUGGACCAAAACCAGGCUGCACUGGGUCGCGCCAAACUCAACUGGACGCUGCUGCUCCCGCCCGCCGUAAAGAGGCACUACAAGCCCGUGGUGCAGACCCGCGGGACGGCCCGGAUCAUUGAGGAGAUCCCGGGGCUGCUGGACGUGCGGGCUGCGCCUCUGCUAGCGGAGCGGGAUGUCCUAAGCAGGACCCCGCGGGCGUACAUCCUGACCUGCGAGCACGAUGUGCUGCGGGACGACGGGCUGAUGUACGGGCGUCGCCUGCAGGAGGCGGGUGUGACCGUCACCAACGACCACUACGAGGAUGGUUUCCAUGGCUGCAUGAUCUUCGCCUUCUGGCCCGCCUACUUCUCGGUGGGCCAGCGGACAGUGAAGAAUUACAUCCACUGGCUGGAGCAGAACCUGUAGCCUUGGGCCUUCUCGUCACUCCCUUGCAUCAUGUACACUGUAAAGGCCAGUGUAUUGUGAAUUUGCAACUUGUAUUUUUGUUUUUAGCUUGCCAAUUGGAACUUUUUAUUUGUGCAAUGCAACUUGCCAAUGCAAUGAGGCUGUGGAUGGUGAUGUCCUCUGAGGUAGUGUGUGUGUGAGUGUGUGUGUGUGUUGGGGGACUUCACUAAACAUUUCAGGGGUGAUUCUUUGCACAUUACAUCUGAGGAAAACUAAGGCUGCUUAUAUUUUAAAGCAGUCAGUGUUGUUUUUACUGAAGAAAGCCAAAUUAUUUUAUGACAUGGCUUGGGGAGCUUAAGGUAUAUCAUCAAACCUUUGGGGAUUUUCAGUAGAAAUGCAGCCUCCAAAAAUCCUCUGACGUUUGGUUUUAACAGUGCAAUUUAAUGCAUUUAUGUGCACAACAUAGCUGGGUGAGCCAAGGAGUACUAUAUGAUGGCUAAUUAUCCCUUAGAGAGAAUGUCAGAAACCAGGUUUGAACUUUCAUUACUUGAAAGUAACAUAUAGAAGAUUCCAGAAAGCAGAUUAUUUGAUAGCUAAAAGCAAUGUGCUUUUAAAAAAUAAGAUUUUUCACUUUGUUAUUUUCCUUUUAUGAGAAGACAUGGUUCAACAUAUUUUUUCUGUAGUAAGAAGUAGAAAGGUGAAUUUUAAGAAUCCCUUUUUAAGAAUUUUAAGAUUUUGCAUAUACGCCUUCUCCUUUUUUUCAUGGGAAGUGUGUUGAGAAAAAAAAGUGAAGUCCCAGUUGCAUGGGGCUCUUUUAACGAUGGCACUGGAGAGCAUUCCGCAGAACUGCUGAAGGGUAAUGCACAUGGGACACCAUAUGAAAACAGAAAGGCUUUUGUUCUCCAUGUGCAAUUUCCAGUUAAGAUUUUGCACUGCUAAAAUAAUUUGGUACACAUUUGAUUGAAACCCUUUGCUUUUUGAACAUUCCUCUUUACCCUCUUUUUGCACAUAUGCACAUAGCAAAUAAGUAUUCUUUGUGUUAGCGUUUUUAGUUUUGACAGUUAAAACGGAAAAGUUUUAUGGAAGUUAUUUGCAGACGGCACAUUUCACAAAACCCUGGACAAACAUGUUUUCUCACGCAGGAAAAUGCUUUCAUAUAGAAUUUUUUUUUUCUGUUUGUAUUACUUUGUGUUGAUAAGAAGGGCACAUAAAUGCAUCUCUGGUGGUAGAAACCACUGGGCACAGACAGAUAGGUGAAAUGUGUAAUAAGGCAGCGUUUUUGUAGCUUUAUACAGGACCUUUGGCACUGGCACAUAUCUGUAACAGCCCUUUCCUCUGCAGUUUCCUGGGGAAGGCGCUCUAGCUGCUCUAGCCGUGAACGUGCCCUUGACUGUAUAGAGGACAAACGCAUUCUGAAAAUGUAUUUCAGAACUGUCAUAAAAAUGCUUUUGGCACUUAUUCAUAUGUGGGUGCAUGUACAUCUGUUUACCUAGAUAGAUGAGCAGGUACACAGAAAGGGGUACACUGUGCAUUCUAGAAUGGGCUUACAUUCCUUUUUUAUUUGACAUUGUCCGGUUUAGAUACUUCAGCAUGAUUCCUCCUCUCCUUGCUCAUUUCUAACCUGUAAUGUCUGUGUUAGUACUAUAAUCUGUGUGGGAAAAAUCAUCUGCAAUAAAUUUUAAUAUGAUUUUUAAGGUAAAAUGUGUCAUAAAAUGGAUUAUAAUAGUGUUAUCUCAGCUUGGGAGACACUGAAAUGCUUUUUUUCUUCUUUUUUUUUGGUUCACAGACUGUGCCCUGCUUCAGUGCCUGUGUGUUUAUAUUCUGAUUGCACUGUACAAAUUGUGGUGUGUGUCUGUGUGAGAGAGACAGGGAGAGAGAGAGAGUGAGAGGAGAGACAGAGAGAGAGGGAAAGCGCAUGAGAGAGAGAGAUGUGUGUGUUUCUCAACUAGGCUACAGUUUGGACAUUUGGAAUUUUAGAUUUUUAUGAUUUGAUGCAGAAAACAAAUGUUGCUUAUUUGCUGCUUUUUUAUGAAAAUACAAAAAAUACUGCUGAAAAUACAGGUAAAGUGAAAGCUGAACCAUUCUGUUUUGUCGUCUUUGGCAGUAACACUGAAAUAUUAAAAUUAUUGUUAUUUAGUGUUCAGGUAAUUCAUGUUUGUCUGAUUAUCGUUUUCAUUAUCAUCAUCAAAAACCGCUCAUAUUGUUCUUCAUAAUUUGACCCAAUGAACACUGCUUCCUGGUCAUUUAUAGUGUUUUUCAAAUUUCAUGCAGUUGACUCUAAUACCCUCACACACAAUAAUAUUACAUUACUGUUGUGCUAGGUAUAACUCAAAGGCUGCAUAUGAAAGGACAUAGAGAACCUGUCUUUUGUUGACAUUCAGGGCUUCUCUGGAAGGUCUGCAUUACAGAAUUCAAACACAAGUCGGCUCUCUAGAGGCAGUUUCCUCUCCAGUCAACAACAUGACAGGUUACUGUUCAGACAAGACUGUUGUCACGGAGAUGAGGGUGGGAGGAUUGAACUACUUCUUUAAAUCAAUGACAAACAGGUUUUCCAGCAUUUCUUUUUUUUUUUUUUUUCACAAAAGACUUAAAAGACUAGUGAACUCUACCUUUUCAGAAAAUCUAAUUAUGAUCCAUUUAAAUAACUAUUUGUUUUAAACUUCAUGCAUGUUACUCUAAAAACUCCCAAACCCCAGUUUAUAUAUGCCAGCUACCUGAUAUUUACUGAAGUAAUUAAGGUGAGCUAUCAUCCAAGUGUUCCCCGACUGGACACUGGAUGGAAACUGUAACCAUCUUAUAGUCUUUCUAGAUUUGUUGACAGACUAGAACCUUGUCACAUCAGGAAAGUCAUUCUGAAACACAUUGUAUGCUCUGGUGGAAUAAACAGCAACUGUCAGAUGAC